Messenger RNA from Salvelinus sp. IW2-2015, 570 nucleotides. RefSeq names its product cytosolic phospholipase A2 gamma-like. Gene Ontology annotation, biological process: glycerophospholipid catabolic process. The record is from RefSeq and is a predicted model, not a curated record. Lineage: Eukaryota; Metazoa; Chordata; Actinopteri; Salmoniformes; Salmonidae. Gene Ontology annotation, cellular component: nuclear envelope; cytosol; nucleoplasm. Gene Ontology annotation, molecular function: calcium-dependent phospholipid binding; calcium ion binding.
CUCUCUCUCUCAUUCUCUCUCCCCAUCUCUCAGGAGGAUGUUCCUAACAUAGCGUUUCUGGGGUCAGGUGGAGGAGAGAGGGCAGCAGUGGGCAUGCUGGGAUCUCUGCAUCAGCUGGCACAGGACAACCUGCUGGGCAGCCUCCUCUACAUGUGUGGGGUGUCAGGCACCACCUGGUGCAUGUCAUCCCUGUACAGCGAUCCAGAUUGGWCGCUGAAUAAGCGUUGUGAUGAGGUGAUAGAGAAGCUGAAGGGUCCUACGGUGGACUUGACCAAGACUGUUAACCGGCUGAAGUCGAGGAAAGAAGAAAACCAGGACUUCAACCUCACUGACUUCUGGGGCGCAUUCAUUGCAUCCUAUUUCAUGAAAGAGAUAAACACUCGCUGUCUCUCUGAAGAAGCUCACAGGAACAGCACCAACCCCUACCCCAUUUACAGCGCCAUAGAACUGGACUGCAACCGACUGGAUUACACUAAAGAGGUGUGGUUUGAGAUGACCCCCCACGAGAGUGGUUUCUCCGGAUUGGGCGCUUUCGUCCCCACUUUCCUUCCUCGGAAGCAAUGUUGAAGG